Sporothrix schenckii 1099-18 is the source of this 597-nucleotide messenger RNA. RefSeq lists its product as uncharacterized. The record is from RefSeq and is a predicted model, not a curated record. The transcript has 2 exons. Lineage: Eukaryota; Fungi; Ascomycota; Sordariomycetes; Ophiostomatales; Ophiostomataceae. Bases 1 to 597 code for a protein of 198 amino acids.
AUGAAGUCUGCUGUCGUCGCCCUUGCCCUGGCCGGUGCGGCCGUUGCCCAGAACCUCUCUGGCGAGCCUGAGUGUGCUUCCUCCUGCCUGAUCUCCGCCAUCUCCAAAGCCGGCUGCGCCCCCAACGACGUCGCCUGCCAGUGCGGCCCGACCGAGAGUGCCAUCGCCUCCCUCGUCGCCCCCUGCCUCAUCAACAACUGCCACUCCGCCGCUGAGCUCAUCCAGGCCCAGAGCGCCGGCUACGCCCUGUGCGCGGAGUACAGCAAGACAGCCGGCGCUCCGGCCUCAGCCUCUGCCUCGGCCACCACUACGUCCGGCUCUACCUCGGCGACUGGUUCCUCCGGCUCGGCUGCUGCCACCACCUCCACCACUUCCACCAAGUCAUCUUCCGGCUCCCUGGCCACUGUCACCACGUCCUCUUCCAAGACGACGUCGCGCGGCAUUGGCAGCAACGUCACCGUGACCACGGGCACCAAGACCGUCUCCAACGGCGGUGGUGGCGGCACGGGCCCGUCGACGUCGGCCUCGACCGCUGGUGCGGCGACGUUGGGUGCGGGUGUUUUGGCUGCUUUUGUUGGCCUGAUUGCUGCUCUGUAA